This is a messenger RNA of Manacus vitellinus (golden-collared manakin), 718 nucleotides long. RefSeq names its product avidin-like. The transcript is spliced from 5 exons. Gene Ontology annotation, molecular function: biotin binding. The record is from RefSeq and is a predicted model, not a curated record. NCBI's taxonomy places the organism in Eukaryota, Metazoa, Chordata, Aves, Passeriformes, Pipridae. The coding region runs from base 10 to 630 and encodes 206 amino acids.
UGGGUUUGCAUGAUCAUGUCUGGAACCAAGACUUUGGAAACACCCAGAUUGCACAAUGCCCUGGCCAGAGCUGCCACCCACAGCCCUGGCAGCAAUAAAAAGGAGAAGGAGCAGGAGCAUUGGCAGAGUCCUGCAAGGAGCACAUCCCCAAGGUACAUCAGCUGUCUGCCUGCUGCAGAGAUGGUGCAAGCAACUGUCUUCCUCCUGGUGCUCAGCCUGGCCCUGGGGGCUCACAGCCUCCCUCCAAAAAAGUGCAACCUGAUCGGGCGCUGGGUCAAUGACCUGGGCUCCACCAUGACCAUCUCAGCUGUGAAUGGAGACGGUGUCUUCUCUGGCUCCUACCUCACGGCUGUGUCAGCCACCACGAACGAGAUCAAGGUGUCACCCCUGCAAGGAACUCUGCAACGCAAAAACCAGAAGGGCCAGCCCACCUUUGGCUUCACUGUCAACUGGAGCUAUUCAGACUCCAUCACCGUUUUCACGGGACAAUGCUUCUUGGACAAGGAUGGAAAGGAGACUUUGAAGACCAUGUGGCUUCUGCGGUCACACGUGGACGACAUUGAAAAUGACUGGAAAGCCACCAUGGUCGGCACCAACAUCUUCACCCGUGUGCAGUCGCAGAGGGAGUGAGAAGGGCAGCAGGGGUGUUCCCAGGCUGGCAGCAACACUGGAGGGGAAGCCCCAUCUCCUGCCCCACCACUUGUUUCUCCCAAUAAAG